Molecule: messenger RNA, 1815 nt
Organism: Effrenium voratum
Lineage: Eukaryota; Dinophyceae; Suessiales; Symbiodiniaceae
Source: the annotation of a GenBank genome assembly
AUGUCCGUUUCCGAAGGACAGCGCCUUUUCGGCACCGGCAAACCACCGGCACCUCAUCGUAUACUGCGCGCGGGUGCGCUGGAUGUGCGGCUGGAAAACGGAAAUCUGAGAUAUGUGAAAUUCGGCGGCGUCGAAAUUCUGCGCGCUGUCUCCUAUGUCGUCCGCGACAGGGACUGGGGAACGCUUGAACCGGCAAUGACGGAUCUGGAAAUCGAGGAGGAGCCCACCGGUUUCCGCAUCACCUAUCAGGCGACGUAUGAGAACCAGGGAUCGCUCCUCACGGUGGAGACCGAAAUUUCGGGCGAAAGCUCCGGCACUGUCGAAUUCGUUGCAACAGCAUGCGCGGACCGGGAUUUUGAAACCAAUCGCACCGGUUUCAAUAUCCUGCAUCCAAUAGAGGGUGUUUCCGGUUCAAAUGUCACCGUCGAGCAUUGUGACGGCUCACUAGAAGAAACCGUUUUCCCCGAUUUGAUCGAACCUUGGCAGCCGUUCAAGUCAAUACGCGCCCUGACCCAUGCGCCUUGCAAUGGCCUCAGGGCGACGUGCCGCAUGGAAGGGGAUGUCUUUGAAAUGGAAGACCAGCGGAACUGGUCCGAUGCAUCCUACAAGACCUAUGUCCGUCCGAUUGAAUUGCCCUGGCCUUACCGGAUACCCGCCGGCGAGACGCACCGGCAGGCAGUUAGCCUAUCGAUCACGUCGCAGGAACCGCGAGCGGCUCCCGCGCGCCAGAAUGUGGAUGUGGUCGUCAUCGAACCCGGCCCACCCAGCGAAAUCGCGUUCCCGACGGUUGGAUUGCUCGUAUCCCCCGAGGAUGCUGGACAGGCCAUCAGGACAGCCGAGCUUCUGGCGCGUGUCGCUCCGCACGCCAUCCUCUGUCACAUCGACCCCACCGCGGGACACAAUAGAGAGGCGCUCGAGGAUUUCAGGAGACUGCAGGACGAGCUACACCUGCCGUUCGACUUGGAGUACGUCGUCGGAUCAAGAACGAAGCUGGAAGAUGAGUUCGAGCGUUUGCGUGACAGCGUUGCCGGGUCAGGACUUGUUCUGAGUUCACUCGCGGUUUGUCCGUCUGUCGACAGGCAGUCGACACCGCCGGGAAGCAAGUGGCCGGACUGUCCGCCGCUGCAGAGCGUGUACGAGGCGGCCCGGAAGUUCUUUCCCGAUGUUCCCUUGGGAGGCGGGAUGUUCAGCUAUUUCACGGAACUGAACCGGAAGCGUCCCCCCCUGGAUCUUCUGGAUUUCGUGACCCAUGCAACGAACCCGAUCGUCCAUGCGGCGGACGACAUCAGCGUCAUGGAGACACUGGAAACACUGCCUCAUAUCACGCGGUCCGCGCGCGCCAUCAUCGGGAACCACGCUUCCUACAGGAUUGGCCCCUCCAGCAUCGGGAUGCGCCAGAAUCCUUACGGGUCGCGCACAUUCGAAAACCCCGACGGAGACCGGAUCUGCAUGAGCCAUGACGACCCGCGUCAACGCGGUCAGUUCGCCGCGGCCUGGACGAUCGGAUAUGCGGCGGCAAUCGCUUCCGCCGGUGUCGAAAAGUGGGUGCCGUGUUCAUUUGCAGGCCAAAGGGGACUUGUGAGGCAGGAGGAUGGAGCCCUUCUGCCGGUUGGCCGGGCCGUCAGUAGGCUGACGCGACUGCGCGAAAAACGUUUGCUUCAAUGCAGCAACACCGCCCCCCGCCGGGUUGCGGCACUUUGCGUCGACGCUGGAGCGCAACCGGACUUUUUGAUUGCCAAUCUUACGCCAGAGCAAGUUCAGGUUGACUGCCGAAAGCGUGUGAGCCUUAAGCCUUACGAAAUCCUGUGGCUAUAG